ACGUGUUUCCUGUUGAUCUUUAAUUAGUAUAAGUUACAUACAAUAUCAAAUCCUAUGAAUCCGAAACAAUAAACUCAAAAUAUGAUGAUGGUUUCUAGCAAAACCUUCUCUUCACUUCAGUUUUUCACUCUUUUCUACCUCUUUACAGUUGCAUUUGCUUCCACUGAGGAAGCAAUUGCCCUCUUGAAAUGGAAAGCAACUUUCAAGAACCAGAAUAAUUCCUUAUUGGCUUCAUGGACACCAAGUUCUGAUGCAUGCAAGGACUGGUACGGAGUUAAAUGCUUUAAUGGUAGAGUAAACACGUUGAAUAUUAAAAAUUCCAGUGUCAUUGGUACACUCUAUGCUUUUCCAUUUUCAUCUCUCUCUUUUCUUGAGCAUCUUGAUCUUAGCAAGAACAAUUUUUCUGGCACCAUUCCACCUGAUAUUAGUAAUCUCACUAAUCUUGUCUAUCUUGACUUGAACAUCAAUCAGAUUUCAGGAACAAUCCCACCACAAAUUGGUUCACUAGCCAAGCUUAAGAUUCUCCGUAUAUCCGUAAACCAUUUAAAUGGAUCUAUUCCUGAAGAAAUAGGUUACCUAAGGUCUCUUACUAAGCUAUCUUUGGGUAGAAACAUUCUUAGUGGUUCAAUUCCUUCUUCAUUGGGGAAUUUGAACAACUUGUCUCUUUUGCUUCUUUAUGAAAAUCAACUUUCUGGCUCUAUUCCUCAAGAAAUAGGUUACCUAAGGUCUCUUAGUGUCAUAGAUUUGAGUAGUAACUCUCUUAAUGGCUCUAUUCCUUCUUCAUUGGGGAAUUUGAGCAACUUGUCUGAGUUGGGUCUUUAUAGUAAUCAGCUUUCUGGUUCUAUUCCUGUAGAAAUAGGUUACCUAAGGUCUCUUAAUGUCCUACAUUUGAGUAAUAACUCUUUUAAUGGCUCUAUUCCUGCAUCAUUGGGGAAUUUGAACAACUUGUCUUUUUUGCUUCUUUAUGAAAAUCAACUUUUUGGCUCUAUUCCUCAAGAAAUAGGUUACCUAAGGUCUCUUAGUAACCUACAUUUGAGUAAUAACUCUCUUAAUGGCUCUAUUCCUUCUUCAUUGGGGAAUUUGAGCAACUUGUCUGAGUUGGGUCUUUAUAGUAAUCAGCUUUCUGGCUCUAUUCCUGUAGAAAUAGGUUACCUGAGGUCUCUUAAUGUCCUACAUUUGGGUAAUAAUCAGCUUUCUGGCUCUAUUCCCGAAGAAAUAGGUUACCUAAGGUCUCUUAAUGUCCUACAUUUGGGUAAUAACUCUCUUAAUGGAUCUAUUCCUACUUCAUUUGGCAAUUUGAGAAAUCAGAAAAAAAUGAUUCUCAAUGAUAACAAUCUCAUUGGGGAAAUUCCUUCAUUUGUGUGCAAUUUGACAUCACUGGAAGUGUUGUAUAUGCCGAGAAACAAUUUGAAGGGAAAAGUUCCACAAUGUUUGGGUAAUAUCAGCGGCCUCAAAGUUAUGACGAUGUCACAUAAUAAUCUCAGCAGAGAGAUCCCUUCAUCUAUUUCCAAUUUAACAUCACUACAAAUUCUAGAUUUGGGCAGAAACAAUCUGGAGGGAGCAAUUCCACAAUGUUUUGGCAAUAUUAGUAGCCUCCAGGUUUUUGAUAUGCAGAAUAACAAACUUUCUGGGAGCCUUCCAACAAAUUUUAGCAUUGGAAGUGCACUUAUGAGUCUCAACUUGCAUGGCAAUGAACUAGAGGGGGGAAUCCCUCGGUCUUUGGCCAAUUGCAAAAAGCUGCAAGUUCUUGAUCUAGGAGAUAAUCAUCUCAAUGACACAUUCCCCGUGUGGUUGGGAACUUUGACAGAGCUAAGAGUUUUAAGAUUGACAUCGAAUAAAUUGCAUGGACCCAUAAGAUCUUCAGGUGCUGAAAUAAUGUUUCCUGAUCUUCGAAUCAUGGAUCUCUCUUACAAUGCCUUCUCGAAAGACUUACCAACGAGUCUGUUUCAACAUUUGAAAGGCAUGAGGACAAUUGAUCAAACAAUUAAGGUACCAAGUUAUGAAGGAGGUGGAGCUUACGAAGACUCGAUAGUUGUUGUAUCAAAGCGAUUGAAGCUUGAAGUUGUGAGAAUUUUGUCUUUGUACACAGUUAUCGAUCUUUCAAACAACAAAUUUGAAGGACAUAUUCCUAGUGUUCUAGGAGAUCUCAUUGCUCUUCGGGUGUUGAAUAUGUCUCAUAAUGGAUUGAAAGGUCAUAUACCACCACCACUUGGACGUUUAUCUGUAGUGGAAUCAUUGGACAUAUCGUUUAACCAACUUUCAGGAGAGAUACCACAACAACUUGCUUCUCUUACGUCUCUUGAAUUCUUAAAUCUCUCCCACAAUUAUCUCCAAGGAUGCAUCCCUCAAGGACCUCAAUUUCGUACCUUUGAGAGCAAUUCAUAUGAAGGUAAUGAUGGAUUACGUGGAUUCCCUGUUUCAAAAGGUUGUGGCAAUGAUCCUGUGUCAGAGACGAACUAUACAGUGUCUGCGCUAGAAGGUCAAGAAAGAAAUUCUGAAUUUUUCAAUGAUUUUUGGAAAGCAGCUCUGAUGGGCUAUGGCAGUGGACUAUGUAUUGGCUUAUCCAUAAUAUAUUUCUUGAUCGCGACUGGAAAUCUAAGAUGGCUGGCAAGAACCAUUGAAGAACUGGAACACAAAAUUAUCAUGCGAAGGAGAAAGAAACAGCGAGGUCAAAGGAAUUACAGAAGAAGAAAUAAUCGCUUCUAGACUAGUUACCAAAAAAGAAGGAUUUGAUUUCAGAACUUCAGAUACAGGGGGUAUACUAGAUAGAUCAAAGUUGGAUAAUCUAUAUGAAACAGCACUGGCAAGACAGAAUCUUGUAAAAUGACCCUAA
Solanum stenotomum is the source of this 2833-nucleotide messenger RNA. Its product is annotated as receptor-like protein 9DC3. The record is from RefSeq and is a predicted model, not a curated record. The transcript has 2 exons. Lineage: Eukaryota; Viridiplantae; Streptophyta; Magnoliopsida; Solanales; Solanaceae. Gene Ontology annotation, molecular function: protein binding. The coding region runs from base 82 to 2706 and encodes 874 amino acids.